Molecule: messenger RNA, 1565 nt
Organism: Macroventuria anomochaeta
Lineage: Eukaryota; Fungi; Ascomycota; Dothideomycetes; Pleosporales; Didymellaceae
Exons: 4
Coding region: 20-1456 (478 amino acids)
Molecular function (GO): protein binding
Source: RefSeq, a predicted model, not a curated record
CUCCACGAUACGCGCGACCAUGUUCUAUGAAGGCACUUUGCAGAGCGGCAUUGGCCAAGCUAUCCAGCAGCAGAAGCUUGUAGCAUGCUUUGUGCGAGAUGAUAGCGCAACGAGCAAGCGAUGGGAAGAUGAGUGGUUGAAGAGCGGUUGGAUAUCGAGUCUCCUCGAACAGAAAGCUAUACUUUUACGCCUAGAGCACGGAUCUACCGAAGCUGGAUUCCUCGCCGCAUUCUGCAAGAUCGAGAGCGCGCCUACUUUGGUCGUCAUACACAAUGGAAAGCUACGCUUGCAGCUUGGGAGCGAGGUUGGCCAAGACGAGUUCGUGAACUCUGUACGGAAGGUUCUGGGCGCAGCAGCUAUCCCUGGUUCAGCCCCGGCGCAGGCAAGCACGGCACAAGCAGAGGAUGAUCUGUAUGGAGACGAGGAACCCACCACGACCGCAAUACCCCCGACAAGACCUGUAUCAUCGCCAGCGCCAGCGCGAGCACCGCCACCUGCACUCGCGCCCACCCCAGCGACUCCCUCCACAACGUCUAACGCCAAAGGCAAGCAACGUGCUGAGGCCACUCCACAAGCCGGCCUCGCAGCGUCGUCCACUACCACGAAUUCCGCGCAACAAGCUGCGCGUGCUGCACUACAGAAGAAGAAACGGGAAGAUGCACAGGAGCUAGCACGUAUCAAAGCACGUAUAGAGCAGGACAAAGCUGAGCGCAGGGCACAAGCAGAAGCACGGAAAGCCGAACGCGAACAAGAACGAACCGCGAGUAGCCAGGCACAAACCCAGUCUCGAACAACAACCUCGACAAGAGGAUCGCAAGCACAGAACGUAAAUCUCAAUGUGCGCCUCUUUGAUGGUCGCACUAUUCGCUCCACAUUUCCGCGAACAGCAACACUUGAGAAGGAAGUGCGCACAUGGAUAGAUGAGGAGUUUGCGAGGCUCGACUCAGACGACCCGAAUGUCCAGAAUCGCGCACUCCCUCCAUACUUCUUCAGACACAUACUUGCGCCCCAGCCAAGUCGCGAGCUCUCAGCCGGCGAUGAGAACCAAACACUUGGCGACAUCGACCUAGCACCCAGUGCGACUCUGGUCCUUGUACCUGUCAAGGGCUACACAGAUGCAUACUCAGGGAGCGGGACCAAUCUCCUCGCGGGAACAACAACAGGAAUUGUUGGUAGCGCGUUUGGUCUGCUGUCGUCGACUGUUGGAUACGCUGGAGGUCUCCUAGGGUCUUUCCUUGGGACUGGUGCUGCCGCGCCUCAACCGAACGAGGGGCAGGCUGUGGGCGGCGGCGGUGGUAGUGGUGAGCGGUCUGAGAAUUCGCGGUCCGAGAGGGAGGAGCAGGGAGGUAUCAGGGUAAGGACACUUGCCGAUCAAAGAGCGAGGGAACCGCGGAGCCAGCAGUUCUACAACGGGAAUCAGUCAAAUGUCGAACCGCGACCCGAUGAUCGAGGAUAGUUUUGCCGAGUGCGAGAGAGAGAGAGACUAUAUUGUCCCAACUCACGUUUGUUAGUAUCCUUAGUAUAGACAAUGCAUGCUUCUAGCAGUUUGGGCUGGAAGCAAAUCA